This is a messenger RNA of Monodelphis domestica (gray short-tailed opossum), 1995 nucleotides long. RefSeq names its product tRNA methyltransferase 61A (gene TRMT61A). Gene Ontology annotation, molecular function: tRNA (adenine(58)-N1)-methyltransferase activity. NCBI's taxonomy places the organism in Eukaryota, Metazoa, Chordata, Mammalia, Didelphimorphia, Didelphidae. The record is from RefSeq and is a predicted model, not a curated record. Gene Ontology annotation, cellular component: nucleus; tRNA (m1A) methyltransferase complex. Gene Ontology annotation, biological process: tRNA methylation.
CGCGGCGUCAGCACUGAGCGCCCGGCCAGGAAGCUGAGCUUUCCCGGAGCCGCCACCGCCGCCGCUGCUGCCGCCGCCGCUGCCCCCGACCACGUGCGGAGCCGGCCCGCGUCGGACCCCGCGGGACAGCUGGGCAGGCAGGGCAGGAGCCCGGAGCAGCCCCAGAAGGGCAGGAAAGCCUCUGUAGAGACUUCCACCAUGAGUUUUGUUGAGUACGAAGAGCUCAUUAAGGAGGGGGAUACCGCCAUCAUUUUCUUGGGCCAUGGCUCCAUGUUCCCUGUGCAAGUCCAACGUGGAGCUCAGACACAGACCAAGUAUGGUGUGAUCCGCCAUUCAGCCCAUCUCAUUGGACAACCCUUUGGCUCUCGGGUGACCUGUAGCAAAGGGGGCUGGGUAUAUGUGCUCCACCCCACCCCUGAGCUCUGGACCCUGAACCUUCCACACCGGACCCAGAUCCUCUAUUCCACAGACAUCUCCAUCAUCACCAUGAUGCUGGAACUGAAACCUGGCUCCAUUGUCUGUGAAUCAGGUACAGGCAGUGGCUCCCUGUCCCAUGCCAUCAUCCGAACAGUAGCUCCCACUGGCCAUCUGCACACUGUGGAGUUCCAUCAGCAGCGAGCCCAGAAGGCGGAGGAAGAGUUCCGGGAGCACCGAGUGGACCGCUGGGUGACCGUGAGGAACCAGGACGUGUGUAAGAAUGGCUUUGGCGUGUCCCAUGUGGCCGAUGCAGUCUUCCUUGACAUCCCCUCGCCCUGGGAGGCCAUUGGCCAUGCCAAGGAUGCUCUCAAGGUAGAAGGUGGUCGCCUCUGCUCCUUCUCUCCCUGCAUUGAGCAAGUCCAGCGGACCUGCCAGGCCCUGACUGAGCAUGGGUUCAUCGAAGUCACCACCCUGGAGAUCCUGCUACGAGAGUACAAUGUUCGGACAGCAAACUUGCCCAUGCCGGAUCUGGGGGAGGCCCUGGACCCCCUGCCUGUCCUGGGCGAGGCCCAGUUUAAGAUUGGGGUGCCCUUGAAGGAGACUGUGGGCCACACCGGCUACCUGACUUUUGCCAGCAAGAGUCUGUUUUGAUGCUGCCAAUCGGGAGGAGGGAGGAGGCCGGGCGGUGGAGGGAAGGGGGGCCUGCGAUGUGUGGAGUCGCCCGGUUUUCCUCCUUCGGUCAGAGAAUGCCUUAUAUAGUCAGGCCUCUUAGGCCUGGGCUUUUGCAGAAAAGCCACUCAGCCAGGCACUGGGCAGCCUGCACCCGGGUUUUUGGAAGCCGAGCAAGGGAAUCUGGCCAAGUCCUAUGUGGGGUGUUUACUUUGCAUCUUUUCACCCACCCCCACCCUCUUUCUUAAACUCCUCCAGCAUCCCCUCUCAUCCUUCUCAUCCCUCCCCCCCGCCCCCACUUCCCCUCCCCGGCCCUGUGGCCUGGAUUAAACUUAUUUAGAUUUGGGAGAUCUGUUUUCCACCACCCCCACCCCCAUCCCACCCCAGGCUCAUUUCCUUGGGUUUUUAUUUUUGUCCUAAAGAUUUAAAAAAUUGUCCCUCUCCCCACCCCUGCCACCCAGCCUCUUCCACAUUCCUCUAUGGGUGCUCCGUCCCAGGGCGCCCUGAGGUUUAGCGGAAAAAGCACAAGUUUUAAAAUGGGGACCUGGGGUUGGGCCCUGCUCCGUAUUCAGUGUACAACCUUACAUUGUGGCUUCCUCUCUCUAGACCUCAGUUUCCUCAUCUGUAAAAGGAGAGGAUUGGACUCGAACUCUAACCCCCAAACUGAGUGGCCAGUCUGGUCAGGGGCAGCCCUGGGCAGGCUGUGGUUCCCCACCCCAGGCCUGGCUUGGGGGCUGGAUUCCAGCUGUCCUCAGGAGCGAGCCUCCCUCCUCCGGCGAUUCCCUGGGGAUGGAAGGGCCUCUCUCCCCCUUGCCCUGGAAUGUUGCAGCUGUAAGAUGGAAAAUAUACCAUCCCCAGCCUGUGGCUGACCCCUCUGUAACAAUAGAGAACUUGGUGCAUUCUUUUAAA